CUACAGAUGAGAGAGCACUAUCCUCCGGAUAUUAGUUCACUCGGCUCAACGACCAUGCACAAUGCGCCGUGAACGAUGUCAGACCUGCGCCGUGGAACAGUACACCCCGAAUUUGCUUGAUUAGUUUAUAUCGGGAUUUACUUCCAUGCGAACUGCGUACAUACGGCUAGCCUCGCGCGUUCGGGAAGAGAGGAAUUUCUGCCCUCGGCCGCUGGUGUUCGAUCACUCCGCUCCCCGUUCAGGACGGCGCAGUCAAGAUUUGCGAGCUCUCUCAUUGCUGGUCGCUAAGGAAGCCGCGCCCAGCCACCUUUCUUCUCUCAUUCAGUCCAUGUUGUCCUCUCUUUUCUUUUCAACUCUACUCUCUUACCUUGUGCGAUCGUUCUCACUGUUUUAGCUAUUCUUCACGCCUCUAUAUGGCUUUUCAAAGG
Trematosphaeria pertusa is the source of this 428-nucleotide messenger RNA. RefSeq lists its product as uncharacterized. The record is from RefSeq and is a predicted model, not a curated record. The coding region runs from base 146 to 394 and encodes 82 amino acids. The transcript has a single exon. Lineage: Eukaryota; Fungi; Ascomycota; Dothideomycetes; Pleosporales; Trematosphaeriaceae.